Nannospalax galili (Upper Galilee mountains blind mole rat) is the source of this 5038-nucleotide messenger RNA. It is a transcript of the gene Camta2, whose product is annotated as calmodulin binding transcription activator 2. Lineage: Eukaryota; Metazoa; Chordata; Mammalia; Rodentia; Spalacidae. Gene Ontology annotation, cellular component: nucleus. The transcript is spliced from 23 exons. The coding region runs from base 619 to 4335 and encodes 1238 amino acids. The record is from RefSeq and is a predicted model, not a curated record. Gene Ontology annotation, molecular function: double-stranded DNA binding; protein binding; transcription coregulator activity. Gene Ontology annotation, biological process: regulation of transcription by RNA polymerase II.
GCCAGGGGGCGCAGCUCCACGCGGUCCGGGUGUGCAGCGCCGUGCGGGGGACCACCGUCCCUCCUCCCGGCUCGCCCCCAUUUCUCCGCUUCCGUCCUCCUCCCCCGCGCCAGGGGGCGCCGCUAGCCUCCCGGCCCCAACCCGGACCUGCGCGUACCGGGGACUGGCCCCCAGACCCGGUGCCCGGCUUCCGCACUGUCCCUUGCCCGCCAGGUGCUCACGAACUCUGAUCAGCUGCUUCUCCAGAACAUCCCGAUUUGCGGUCGGGACCCUCCCACCUCGGAGGUUCUCCCGAGACCCCUGUCCCUAAGAGGGGGCUGUCCCCCAGCCUCCUGAGCGGCAGGCGUGUCGGUCCUGAGCUAUCGCCGGGCUUAUAGCCCGGGUCCUGCUCCUGCUCCUGCUCCGCACCCUGGCAAACUGCCUAGCCCGGACUGCGCACCUGCGCCUUGGGGUAGAAUCCUUACCCCAACCCCAGCUUCACUGCACAUAGCCGAUCCUGAAUGGGCCACCACCCCCUCUCCAUCCCUGGACACUUGGCGAAGCCCAGGCAGAGAGCUGCCUCCAGCACCCAUCUGUUCCCCUGGAGGGAGGAGGCUCAAGCUGGAGCCACAGCAGUAGAUGGGUUAUGGUAGGCCCAAGGCCAGCACAGACUCCCCCUCCCCCCGGCCCCUCAGGCCUGGGGUGACCUUGCCCCCUGGAGCCUGCACCAUGAAUACCAAGGACACAACUGAGGUUGCUGAGAACAGCCACCACCUGAAGAUCUUCCUCCCCAAGAAGCUGCUGGAGUGUCUUCCUCGCUGCCCACUGCUGCCUCCAGAGCGGCUCCGGUGGAAUACAAAUGAGGAGAUUGCAUCCUACCUGAUCACCUUCGAGAAGCAUGAUGAGUGGCUGUCAUGUGCCCCAAAGACAAGGCCUCAGAAUGGCUCCAUUAUCCUCUACAACCGCAAGAAGGUGAAAUACCGGAAGGAUGGCUACCUUUGGAAGAAGCGGAAAGAUGGGAAGACCACCCGUGAGGACCACAUGAAACUCAAGGUCCAGGGCAUGGAGCCUGUCUCCUGGCAGUGUCUCUAUGGCUGCUACGUUCACUCUUCCAUCGUCCCCACAUUCCAUCGGCGCUGCUAUUGGCUGCUCCAGAACCCUGACAUCGUCCUUGUGCACUACCUGAACGUCCCAGCCCUAGAAGAUUGUGGAAAGGGCUGUAGCCCCAUCUUUUGUUCCAUCAGUAGUGACCGGCGAGAGUGGUUGAAAUGGUCCCGGGAGGAGCUGUUGGGACAGCUGAAGCCCAUGUUUCAUGGCAUCAAAUGGAGCUGUGGGAAUGGGACAGAGGAAUUCUCUGUGGAACAGCUGGUGCAACAGAUCUUGGAUACCCACCCAACCAAGCCCGCACCCCGAACCCAUGCCUGUCUCUGCAGUGGGGGGCUUGGUUCUGGGAGCCUUACCCAUAAAUGCAGUAGCACGAAACAUCGCAUCAUCUCUCCCAAAAUGGAGCCCCGAGCUUUAACCCUGACUUCUAUAUCCCACCCUCAGCCUCCUGAACCUCCCCCAUUGAUAGCUCCGCUUGCUCCAGAGCUCCCAAAGGCACAUACCUCCCCAUCUUCCUCCUCCUCCUCUUCCUCCUCCUCCUCAGGAUUUGCAGAACCCCUAGAAAUCAGACCUAGCCCUCCUACCUCUCAAGGGGGCUCGUCAAGAGGAGGCACUGCUAUCCUCCUCCUGACAGGACUGGAACAGCGAGCUGGGGGUUUGACACCCACCAGGCACUUGGCUCCCCAGGCUGAACCUAGACCUUCUGUGAGCUUGGCUGUGGUUAUAGGCUCUGAGCCCUCUGCUCCACCAGCUCCUCCCAGCCCUGCCUUUGACCCUGAUCGUUUUCUCAACAGCCCCCAAAGGGGUCAGACAUAUGGAGGAGGCCAAGGGGUAAGCCCAGACUUCCCUGAGGCAGAAGGCACCCACACCCCCUGUCCUGCCCUAGAACCUGCUGCUGCCCUGGAGCCCCAGGCAGCUGCUCGAGGUCACCCUCCACAAUCAGGAGCCGGUGGGAGACGAGGAAAUUGCUUCUUUAUCCAAGAUGAUGAUAGUGGGGAAGAACUCAAGGGCCAGGGGACAGCGCCACCUGUACCUUCACCCCCUCCUUCAUCCCCAUCCUCACCUGCCCCCUUGCAGCCAUCUGGCAGGGUAACAAGAGGGGAAGCCUUGUUUGGAGGCUCUGGUGGGGCCAGCGAGCUAGAGCCCUUCAGUCUUUCAUCAUUCCCAGACCUUAUGGGAGAACUCAUCAGUGAUGAAGCUCCAAGCAUCCCUGCCCCAAUCCCCCAACUCUCUCCUGCUCUUAACACCAUAACAGACUUCUCCCCAGAGUGGUCCUACCCAGAGGGUGGGGUCAAGGUGCUCAUCACAGGCCCUUGGACGGAGGCUGCAGAGCAUUACUCCUGUGUCUUUGAUCACAUCGCAGUACCAGCCUCACUUGUCCAGCCUGGUGUCUUACGCUGCUACUGUCCUGCCCACGAAGUGGGACUGGUAUCUUUGCAGGUGGCAGGGCGGGAGGGGCCCCUUUCUGCCUCUGUGCUCUUUGAGUAUCGAGCCCGCCGAUUCCUGUCUCUGCCUAGUACACAGCUUGACUGGCUGUCACUGGAUGACAACCAGUUCCGGAUGUCCAUCCUGGAACGGCUGGAGCAGAUGGAGAAGCGGAUGGCAGAGAUUGCAGCAGCUGGGCAGGCAUCUUGCCAGGGUCCAGAGGUUUCUCCAAUUCAGGAUGAAGGCCAAGGCCCUGGGUUUGAGGCACGGAUAGUAGUCUUGGUAGAGAAUAUGAUCCCACGUUCCACCUGGAGGGGUCCUGAACGUCUGACCCAUGGAAGCCCCUUCCGGGGCAUGAGCCUUUUGCAUCUGGCUGCUGCUCAGGGCUACGCUCGCCUCAUCGAGACACUGAGCCAGUGGCGGAGUGUGGAAACUGGAAGCUUGGACCUGGAGCAAGAGGUUGACCCACUCAAUGUGGACCAUUUCUCUUGCACCCCUCUGAUGUGGGCUUGUGCCCUGGGACACCUGGAAGCUGCUGUGCUCCUUUUCCGUUGGAACCGACAAGCAUUGAGCAUUCCUGACUCCCUUGGCCGUUUACCCCUGUCUGUGGCCCGUUCUCGGGGCCAUGUGCGCCUUGCCCACUGUCUUGAGGAACUGCAGAGACAGGAGGCUUCAGUUGAGCCCCAGUUUGCCCUGUCACCACCCUCCUCUAGCCCAGACACUGGUCUGAGCAGUGUCUCUUCACCCUCAGAGUUGUCAGAUGGCACUUUCUCUGUCACAUCAGCCUACUCAAGUGCCCCGGAUGGCAGCCCUCCUCCUGCUCCUUUGCUAGCCUCUGAAAUGACUAUGGAGAUGGUACCAGGCCAGCUCUCUUCUGGUGCACCAGAGACAUCCUUGCUCCUUAUGGACUAUGAGGCCACUAACUCCAAAGCGUCUGAUCCCUCCCGUUCUGGCCUCUUACUAGCCCAGGACGAUGGGCCUGCUACAGAGGAUAUUGACAGCUUACCAGCUGUGGAUGUGAUCCCGGUGGACAUGAUUUCACUAGCCAAGCAGAUCAUCGAAGCCACACCAGAGCGGAUUAAAAGAGAGGACUUCUCAGGAUUGCCUGAGGCUGGAGCCUCACUUCGGGAGCGGACGGGCACUGUGGGGCUCAGUGAGACCAUGUCCUGGCUAGCCAGUUACCUGGAGAAUGUGGACCAUUUCCCCAGCUCUGCCUCUGCCAGUGAACUGCCCUUUGAGCGAAGUCGCCUGGCUAUCCCUCCAGCGCCUUCCUGGGCAGAGUUCCUCUCUGCAUCUACCAGUGGCAAGAUGGAAAGUGACUUUGCCCUGCUGACACUCUCAGAUCAUGAGCAGCGGGAACUGUAUGAGGCAGCACGGGUCAUCCAGACAGCCUUCCGAAAGUACAAGGGCCGAAGGUUGAAGGAGCAGCAGGAGGUAGCUGCAGCUGUGAUCCAGCGUUGUUACCGGAAGUACAAGCAGCUGACCUGGAUUGCACUUAAGUUUGCACUUUAUAAGAAAAUGACUCAGGCGGCCAUCCUGAUUCAGAGCAAGUUCCGAAGCUACUAUGAACAAAAGCGAUUUCAGCAGAGCCGCCGAGCAGCGGUGCUCAUCCAGCAGCACUACCGCUCCUACCGCCGCAGGCCGGGGCCUCCCCACCGGCCCUCAGGCCCCCUUCCUGCCCGCAACAAGGGAUCCUUUCUCACCAAGAAGCAGGACCAGGCAGCCCGGAAGAUAAUGAGGUUCCUGCGGCGCUGCCGACACAGGAUGAGGGAACUGAAGCAGAACCAGGAGCUGGAAGGGCUGCCCCAGCCAGGGCUGGCCACCUGACCUCUCCACCUCCUUCCUCGCCACCCGGAGCCCCCCUCUGGCAGUCUUAACUGGGAGAGGGCUUUCUGGGGGAGGGGAGCCCCCUGUCGGCAGCUUUUCCCCCUCCACCUCUGGGAGCCCUUCGUAGGACCCUUCCCCUUUUCCCAGGCCUUACUCCUACACGUCUCCUGGUCGUGCCUCCUCUUGGUCCCUGGCUCCAGAAGACCCAUGCCCCACAUAUCUGCAUCUGAGCUGUGACCCACGGAGCCCUGCCUGCACCUUCCCCACAGCCGCUCCCUCCCUUGCCUGCACUGGACUCGGACCUUCCUGACUUGCCUUAUUUGUUUGACGCGUCUCUGUGUUUGCCUCGGUCCCCACCGCUGCCUUCGCUGCGUGCGCCCUAGUGUUUCAGGGGUGACCGUGCCCCCACCCUGACUCCGCAUGUUUGCGUCUGUUUCCUCUCUUCUGGCCCAGUCUUCCCCGUCACCCUGACUCUGCCCACCCACCUCGGUGCCAAAGAGGAGGGGGGGUGUACAUAGGAUCGCGUGGCGGAGUCCUCCCGAGGGGAGGGGGCUUGUACAUAUUGUAACAUACAGAGUAUAGUGAAGAAUCUAUUUAAGGCGUCGCGAGAGCUGCGCGGCUGGAGUCCGACGGGCUCCACAAGCACUUUCUACUUGUGCAUGGGCUUGGUUUAUACAAAUUGCCAUUAAACAUCUCUGCACCA